UUUAGCUGCGCGAGCAGGGGGGCCGCGGCGGUGUUUCGGAGCGCCGUCUAGUUAGUCGCUAGUGACCUGCGCUUGGAGCGUUAUGCAGUCCUCUCUCACAAUUUGUGCACGGUGUUGAAUGUUCCCCAUGACCCAGUGGCCUUAGAAGAGCACUUUAGGGAUGAUGAUGAAGGACCAGUUUCCAAUCAGGGUUACAUGCCUUAUUUAAAUAAAUUUAUCCUGGAAAAGGUUCAAGGAAACUUUGACAAAGUUGAAUUCAAUAGGAUGUGCUGGACGCUCUGUGCUAAAAAGAAUCUCUGUAAGAGUCCUCUGCUGAUUAGUGAUGAAGAUGCAUUUAAAGUGUGGGUUAUUUUUAACUUUUUGUCAGAGGACAAAUACCCUUUAAUCAUUGUACCUGAGGAGAUUGAAUAUUUGCUUAAAAAACUCACCGAAGCAAUGGGUGCAGGCUGGCAGCAAGAGCAGUUUGAUCAUUAUAAGAUUGCUUUCAAUACCAGUCGAGAAGGUCUUUCUGCGUGGGAGCUGAUUGAUCUCAUCGGAAGCGGACAGUUCAGUAAAGGGAUGGACCGACAGACAGUAUCGAUGGCAAUUAAUGAAGUCUUUAACGAGCUCAUAUUAGAUGUCCUUAAACAGGGUUAUAUGUUGAAGAAAGGUCACAAAAGGAAAAACUGGACAGAACGAUGGUUUGUUCUAAAACCCAAUAUCAUUUCCUACUACGUAAGUGAAGAUUUAAAAGACAAGAAGGGAGAUAUCAUGCUGGAUGGCAACUGUUGUGUAGAGGCCCUGCCUGAUAAAGAUGGAAAGAAAUGCCUUUUUCUCAUAAAAUGUCUUGACAAAAGUUUUGAGAUCAGUGCCUCUGAUAAGAAGAAGAAACAGGAGUGGAUUCAAGCCAUACAGACCACUGUAAACCUGCUCAGAAGGGGGAAGCCUCCACCCCACAAGGAAGCACGCCAAAAACGGAAAGAAUUACGCCAGAAACUGUUAGCUGAGCAAGAAGAAUUGGAGCGGCAGAUGAAAGAAUUGCAAACGGCCAAUGAGAACAAGCAGAAGGAGCUGGAGACCGUGAGAAAGCAACUGGAAGCAGCAGCUGCACGUGCUGCCGAGGAGGAGAAGAAAAGACUUCAGACUCAAGUGGAAUUACAAGAUCGCUUCAGCCUGGAGCUGGAGAGAGAAAAAAUGGUAAGACAAAAAAUGGAAGAGCAGGUUGCUCAGAAGUCGUCUGAACUGGAACAGUAUUUACAGAGAGUACGUGAACUGGAAGAAAUGUAUAAGCAGCUACAGGAAGCCUUGGAGGAUGAGAAACAGGCACGUCAAGAUGAAGAGACUGUAAGGAAACUUCAAGCCAGAUUACUGGAAGAAGAGUCUGCAAAGAGAGCAGAACUGGAAAAAUGGCACUUGCAGCAGCAACAGACCAUUCAGAUGACAGAAGCAGAGAAGCAAGAGCUAGAAAACCAGAGACUGAUAAAGGAACGGGCUCUUCAGGUUGCUAUGCAACAACUGGAACAGCUUGAACUGGAAAGGAAGGAGGCCCUUGAGCAGUAUGAGGAGGUUAAAAAGAAGUUGGAAACAGCAGCUAAUAACACCAAAAGUUGGAAAGAUAAAGUAGCUCAUCACGAGGGACUAAUUCGACUAAUAGAGCCAGGCUCCAAGAAUCCUCACUUAAUCACAAACUGGGGUCCAGCAGCCUUCACUGAAGCUGAACUUCAGCAAAGACAAAAGAGCUGGAAGGGGAAAAAGGCCGCUUCUGAGUAACAACAACGGUGGAUGGUCGUUGAAAUACCAUUCGCAAACAGAAGCCCACCUUUGUUCUUUCUGCUUCGCACGGAACAGCUUGCUUAUUUGCUUAUGCAGAUCUCAGUUUACUCAGCAGGUUGGGCCUUUUUACAAAGGAAAUACUAUUUACCACAUAGGAGUAUCUGUUCAGAGCUUGAUUAUUAUAAUACGUGGUGUUUGACAAUACUCGCUGUUUUCCCUCACAUUUCUAGAAUUCUUCUAUAGAGAACUUGUCAACGGAAAAUUUUUAUUUAACUGUAGCGUCUGACAGAGUUGUUCCUAUGCUAGCUUGUAACAAUCUGACAGCAUCUAAUCCAUCAGGCAGUGUCACUUUCGAAAAAUGAGGGAAGCAGUUGUUACAUUGGUUCAGUUAGUUGGUAUAAUUUAAACCCAGGAUCAAUUACUUCUGAAGUUUCCGAACAACUCUGAGAUAUAAAGCAUUACCUUUCUUUCCACUGAGUCGUCUUUUGUUUUUUCUCUGCCUGUUGCUCUUUACAUGGUGGGGUUAGUGCUCAAAUAUGUUCUUCCUUAGUGAGGGGCAGACUGGCACCAGCGGGUGCCAGUUGCUGCUGACCAGCUUGUCUGGUUUCAUGUCCUGUUUUCAUCUGUUUGCAGGAAUCCAGACAAAAGAAUUGUAAAUAAGCAUGUGCAAAAUGCUGCCAUAAAGCAUUUGGAAAAAGCAGUGAUGCAAGAUUUUCCUUGCACUGCUCCGUACUUGGGAAGUGCUUUUUUUUUUUUUUUUAAAAAAAAAAGGGAAGAAGAAGAAGAAGAAAAAAAAGGGAGAGCACCUUGAAAACCAUAUGCUUUCCAUUCGUCCUUUAAAAGUUGCAAAAUUUUGACUUACAGAUUUCUGGAGAGGAUGAAUGGAAGAUGAUAGCACAUACAGGCCAAGUAUCAUCUGUAUCAAAGCUGUGUUUAUACAAGAAAUCUGAUUAUAACAUGCCUGUGUUUAGAUGCAGCAUUCCGUCUUGUCUUAUUCUUCACUGGAGCACAGAUUCUGGAAAAAGUAGUAAUACAAGAAGAAAACUAAAUUUCACAUUUUUAUGAGAUGAAAAACGACAAAUAGGUAGCAGUACUGCUUUAGAAAAAAAGUACUUGGUGUCAAUGAAGUGAUUUCAGUAUUUCUAGUAACUAAAGCAUUCCAAAAAGCCUGCUUACUGCUUUUCCUCAAAAUUCUCUCUAGGGAAAAGCCAGUUACUUCUGUUUCUUUAGGGAACGGGAACAAGUGUGAUUUCGCUUUGCAGAAGUUCUACACCAGAGAAGUCAGUCUACUGCUAAGUGAAAUAAUGCUCAUGCUAAACUGCACAGACAUUUUGAGAAAUGAGAUCCCUUGUGAGCAGCAGGUGCCCAGCGGCGUAGCUUGUUAGUCAGCUUUGACCUUUGUAUGUACACCAAACAUGUACACUGAGCUUUGAGCACUUAGCUGAACUAACAAGUAAGUGUUAAAUUAUUUUCAGUAAAUAUGAAGUGAAUGUUUAAGACAGAUAACCAGGACCUGUGUCCAGCGCUGUGAUACUCGGAUCUCAGAAGAGCAGAAGCAGCAGUACAAAGCUGAUCUUCAGAUGUGAAAGGCAAUAGCAUUUUAUUUGCCUGUUAAUUAAGACUCACUCAAAUACUGGAUCUUCUCAGACGUUUACUCUCUGCGGUUAUAUUUUUAUACUAAUUGAAAUUUUUAAUGUUUUGGUAAAGAGUGCUCAAGAGGAAAUCCAGUAUCUUCCUAUUUAUAUUUACUGUACAGGAAAACAGUAGUUCUUUAGCUUGCUAACAAGGCCUUUAAAAAACUGAUUUUGUUUACAGAAGAAAUGUGAAAAAACUGUAAUAGAAAUACUAAUGGAUACAUUGUUAACCUUUGCUAAAGGAGAUGGAACAGUAUUUUUAACUACCCAACACCUUUUUACACGGAAAGCAGAAGGUGUAUUGGGCUAAACUCCCCCUCUCCCCCCCAAACAGUCUUUAUUUUGGACAACUAUUUUUUAAGAACACCAAAUGAUGCAUGUUUUCCUCCUUUUUACUGUUCUUUAGAAUUGGCUAUUUAAUAAAGUAAUGCAGAGUCAUUUACAAAUUAA
This is a messenger RNA of Struthio camelus australis, 3836 nucleotides long. RefSeq names its product switching B cell complex subunit SWAP70 (gene SWAP70). Gene Ontology annotation, cellular component: nucleus; cytoplasm. NCBI's taxonomy places the organism in Eukaryota, Metazoa, Chordata, Aves, Struthioniformes, Struthionidae. The record is from RefSeq and is a predicted model, not a curated record.